Molecule: messenger RNA, 1507 nt
Organism: Brassicogethes aeneus
Lineage: Eukaryota; Metazoa; Arthropoda; Insecta; Coleoptera; Nitidulidae
Source: the annotation of a GenBank genome assembly
CUUGGCAACGUUGCGAAGCCCAACCUCAUUUCCGCAACGCCGGAAUCCUUCAUUUCCCGUCUUAUCUUCGUUGUAAGGCCCUCGCCAUUUUCGAUAAAAGUGCGUUAAUCUUGCUUGGUGCUUGAAUUAAAAUGUCGUACAAUACCAGAAGAAUGAAUAAUACGCCGAAUAACAUGGCCGGCAUUGGCCAGAGGAGACCGAUACAGAAUAAUUUUACUCCUGGGGGUCAGCUCACGCCCCAGAAACAACCGGUUGUCACCCCGUCCCAGCAGCAGCAGCAAACUGGCAUCAACUUCAGGAACCAGAACACUCCAAAUCCUCAGCAACAGCAACCUAAAGUUCAACCACAAACACCAAAAAUUCAGCCACAAACACCGAAAAUUCAGCCACAAACACCGAAAAUUCAGCCCCAAACACCGCAACAACAAAAAACGUUCCCCCCUCCUCAGCAGCAGCAACAACAGCAACCGAUAGCAGAACCAAAAGUCGAACCGAUGUCUCAAACUCCCGCCGAAACUCCGGCGGCCGAGGGAGAGGGCGAGAUAACCCCGAAAAAAUUCUGGGCCGCGCGUAAAGGCAUCAAGAUCUCCAAGAAGGAGAAGCAAAGGCGCAGGAACAUGCGCCUGAGCAAAAUCUUGCAGCCCAAAAACGCCGUCAUGAUUUUAAACGAGCUCGUUCGCUCGCCCACUUUCACCGUGAACGACGUGCCCGAACAGGCCAAGCCUUGCUACAAGGCCACUGUAGUCAUCGACGGGGUGGAACACGUCGGAAUGGGUAACGGCAAAAACCAGGCGAAAAACUCGGCGGCCGAAAGCGCGAUCAAGUACCUGAUCAAGCACAAGCGCAUCUCGAGCAUGGGCUCGGAGGAGGGCGGCGAGGAAAAGAUGGACGUUGACGAGGCCAACGCCGACGGCACCGAGGCGCCGUUGCCGUGGCAACACGUGGCCUCGUUCGCGCUGUUCAAGCUUUUCACGUCGUGGGGCGAGGACACGCGCGUCAACGUCGAGGGGGAAAAGAUCGAGCACCGCCCGUCGAAAGUUAUGCCCGCCAACCCGGACAAAAUGCAGCCGCUGAUGCUGCUCAACCAGAUGCUGCCGCACGCGCAGUUCGAGGAGGUUGGCAAGACUGGCGCGCCUCCGAACGUGCUCUUCACCUUCAACUGCAAAGUCGACGAGCACGUCUUCCAAGGAAGCGGUUCCAGCAAGAAAGUGGCCAAAAAGAUGGCAGCUUUCGCGGCCUGUCAUCAAAUUUUGGGCGUCUCAUACCCUCCAGAUGUUUGGUCACCACUAUCUUAAAUAUUAUAAUCUCUUUGUAAGCACGGUCCGUAUAAAACGUACGGACUGCGCUAAGAAUUCACUUUAUUUGUAUUUUUUGUAACUGAUUAGUUUUUAGGUUUUAUAUUUUAUAGUUUACUUGUGUAAUAAUGUGAGUAUUAUUUAUCUGUGACUUUAUUUGUGAACUUGAUAGAUUGGAAAUUCGUUUAUAAUAAAUAAAUUUCAUUAACGAU